Molecule: messenger RNA, 2590 nt
Organism: Ooceraea biroi (clonal raider ant)
Lineage: Eukaryota; Metazoa; Arthropoda; Insecta; Hymenoptera; Formicidae
Product: zinc finger protein on ecdysone puffs
Cellular component (GO): nucleus
Source: RefSeq, a predicted model, not a curated record
UUCCCUGUUCCUAUCGCUAUCGCCUCUGCUCCAGCUUUCAAAGUCGCUUGCGUUCAUUUGCGUCCGGAUCAGAGUCCAUUGUGAGUUUGUGUUGGCUUUUUCGUACAUCGUGAUCGUUAUCUUCGCCGUGUACUAGGAGCACAAUGUCGUUUAAUCGAGGAGUGAAGAGAGAUUCCUUCAGUAAUCGAAGGAAUUUCAACCGGAGUAGUGGAGGCGGCGGAGGUGGCAGAGGUGGCAAUCGUAUUGGCAGUAACAUGAAUAACAGCGGCAUGGAGAAUAAUAUGGGUGGAGGGAUGAGUGAGAGCAGCGGCAUGAGCGGAAUGAAUCCCUGGGAAGGUGGCAUGAUGUCUGAUAGAGGAAUCCUGUCCACCCCUAAUAACAAUCUCUCCCUGGCGUUGCCGCAAGUGCAGCUGGCAAUUGCCAGCAAUCUCCUGACAAAUCUACUUCGCAGCCAGCAGGAAGUGCAACCCCAACAGGUACCGUCUCUGAUGAGCUUAGGAAAUAAUUACUCCGGACCAGGGUCGAACUAUCCCAAUCAACAGAACUAUUCAUCCGGACGGUUCAAUGAUCGAACGACGCGGCAUCCUUUGAAGAACACGCGUCCCCAACCGUACAAGAUGGGCAAUCGCUCCCGAGAUGGCUCCGCUGGGCGACGUGGCCCAUCCGCACAACAAUCUCGUGCACGCCAGUCUGGCAGUCAACGUAUGAACCGAAAACAAAUCCAACAUCGCAACGAUAAAUCUUCUAAACCAAUUCCUGCCUCUAAACAAAAUCAGACUUCCAAAAAGGAACAGCAAGAUGUUAUGAUUAAUACUGAAAAAGCAGAACCUUCUGUUCCAAAAAGUGAUGACGCCGAUAAUACCAAGGAUAAGAAACGAGAUCGGAAGGACGAGAAGGGAGAGGCGGAGGAAGUAGUCCCAAAACUAGAGAACACUGAAGAUGAAAAAGUAGAAGACGCUGAGGAAAAGAUGGACACAUCUGCCGGUGCCGAAGACGCCGCGCUGAAAGAGACGAAAGAGGCGUCCGACAAAAGCGAGAAGGACAACGCGAAGGCAACCGGCAAGAAGUCGGAGGCGAGACACGCCGAGAGCCGUUACGCCGAGGUUCCGAUGAAUCACAUGUUUUGCCACAUUUGCAACAAGCACAUGUGGAACGGAUUUUCCUUCGAGAAUCAUCUACGCGGACGCGCGCAUCGGUUGAUGAUGGACAAACUGGACGAGUCGUACAAAGUGAAGGUUGAUCUGAUGAGGCACGAGUUGCGAGUAGCUGAGGAGCAGCGGCAGCUCAGCUUGAACAAUUCGAAGCGGCGCAGCAAGAAAGUUUCUGUAGACUUCAACGUCAGGGAGUACUGCACGAUGUGCAAUCUGAACUUUUACGGCACCCUGUCUAUGCAUAGAAAAAGCGAGAAGCACCAGCAACUGAAGACAUUUCUGUAUCCCCACUGCUUCCCUUGCCUGAAGAAAUUCCCCUCUCGCAUAGAAUAUGACGAGCAUUGUCUGUCGCCUACCCACAUGAAGAACGCUGUUCAGUGCGAGGAACAACGGAAGAAUAAAGAGGACGAGAAACUAGCGAAAGGAGAGGCCGAGGUUCGCACGGCGGAGGACGAGGAUAAAACGGGACCUAAAUAUGUCUGCGAAACGUGUAAACUUCAAGUCGGAUAUAAACAGUCUCUGAUACAGCACAUGAAACUCAAACAUUCGAGUUUAAAAACCGACUAUACAUGUAAAGAGUGUGGUAACACAUAUUCCACACACUUUAACGCCGAGAGGCAUAUUAAAAAAGUGCACAAUGUUAAGAGCUCGCUCGCGUCACAGUAUAUAAUUGAACGUGUUCGCCCAGGAGGUGGUAAUAAAGAAGAAGAAAACAACAACGAGUUGAGCAAUUUGAUCGACGACGCGGACGUGGCGCCGAAGAAGUCGGACGAGGAGGAGAAGUACGAACCGCUGGAAGCCGACGCUACAUUGGUGCGGGUGCAACAAAACAAAUAGCUUCUUGGGAAGCUAUUUUGCAGAUGAUAAAUUCCAUCAAAUUGCUAUUAUCAUAGAAUAUGCUAAAAUAAGGUACAUCAGAAUUUGUUACAACACACAGUCAAAUACAAGAUAAAGUUUAUUUUAUAUUUGAGCUAUGAGUUUUCUCAUUAAUAAGAGUAUUGAAAAAGUUUUUUAAUUUUUCGCGCCACUUUUAUUUUAGUUUUGGAAAAAUUUUGCAUUUAGUUUAUUAAUUUAUAGAUUAUAUAUUAUUAAUUGUUAUCUUGAAUUUUGAUAAUAAUCCUUACAUCACAUGCAUUAAAAAAUCACAAAAUCACCAAAAAUAAUAUGCUAGUGUAUUUUGAAAUAUUAAGUUUAUUUUGCGUGUAUAAUAUAAAUUUUACUAUUAUAGAGGGAAUAUCAAUUUUUAUAAGAAUUUAUUGUACGUGUAAAGGAACAGAGAAAAUACUUUCCUGUCAAAUAUAUUUUUUAUACUAUAGUUAAGAAAUAUAUUUUUUUAUGAUUUUGUAACGCAUAUAACAUAAGAAUUGGUGAUUAUUUCAUAAAAUGAACUGAAAUCUUUAAUUUGUAAUACAUUAAAAUGUGAUGAAUAAAUGUUAAAA